Messenger RNA from Apaloderma vittatum (bar-tailed trogon), 633 nucleotides. It is a transcript of the gene NHLRC1, whose product is annotated as NHL repeat containing E3 ubiquitin protein ligase 1. The record is from RefSeq and is a predicted model, not a curated record. The annotation marks the transcript as partial. Lineage: Eukaryota; Metazoa; Chordata; Aves; Trogoniformes; Trogonidae. The transcript has a single exon. Gene Ontology annotation, molecular function: protein binding; ubiquitin protein ligase activity; translation repressor activity. Gene Ontology annotation, biological process: protein polyubiquitination; negative regulation of translation; proteasome-mediated ubiquitin-dependent protein catabolic process.
UUGGACGGGCACGUGGUGGUCACCGAUGGCGGGGACCGCGCCGUGAAGGCCUUUGAUUUUGAGGGAAGGGGGGUCCUGGCUGUUCGGGAAGGUUUCUCUUUGCCCUGGGGCGUGGAUGCCACCUCCGAGAGUGAAGUAAUCCUGACGGACUCGGAGGCAGGUGCUCUCUACCGGUUGACAGCUGACUUCAAGAAGGGGAAAUUAAAGAAGUGUCAGAUGAUCCGGUCGCAGCUCAUCAGCCCGAGAGGGGUUGCUGUCUCGCAGAUCUCGGGUGCUGUCGUGGUCAUAGAGCACCUGAAAGCUCGCAGACCAAACGGCGGCAGCACCCAAGUGAAGAUAUUCAGUGCAGAGAUGGAUCUGAUCGGCCAGAUGGAUAGCUUCGGUCUGAACCUCGUUUUCCCAUCCAAAAUAUACACCACAGCUGUGGCCUUUGACAAAGAGGAUCGCAUUAUAGUAACCGAUGUCUGUAGCCAGGCUGUAGUAUGCUUAGGGAAACCUGAGGAGUUUCCCAUCUUUAACCCUCUAAUAACCCGUGGGCUUUCUUAUCCUGUAGGGCUGGCUUACACGGCAAAUAAUUCCCUCGUCGUUUUAGACAGCGGAGAUCAUUCACUAAAAAUAUAUAGCUCCACCUGA